UACUGAAAGAGGAGAUAGAGGUUAAGUCACAAUCGCGUUCAGACAGGUUUGACCCUCUCUAGUCCUCGUAGAAAGCCGGCCAAGGUAUCCGCUUCCCCGGCGUUCCCCACUAGCACCACGGAAAAGAAACUGCAUCAAGCUCCGCCCCACCAUCUGCAGAGUGAGCCAAUCAGGGCACAGCCCGGGCUGAUCGCGUGCCGGGUGUCAUGGCGGCCUGCAGGCAUUGCUGCUCGUGCCUCCGGCUCCGGCCGCUGGGUGAUGCUCCCCUCCGUCUGCCAGGGCGGGAUCCGGCACUCACCAAAUUGCAGGUGCGAGCACUAUGGGGCAGUGCGGGGUCCCGAGCCGUGGCCGUGGACUUAGGCAGCAGAAAAUUAGAAAUAUCCUCUGGAAAACUGGCCAGAUUUGCAGAUGGCUCUGCUGUAGUACAGUCAGGUGACACGGCAGUGAUGGUCACAGCGGUCAGUAAAACAAAACCUUCACCUUCCCAGUUCUUGCCUUUGGUGGUGGACUAUAGACAGAAGGCUGCUGCAGCAGGUAGAAUUCCCACAAACUAUCUUAGAAGAGAGAUUGGUUCUUCUGAUAAAGAAAUUCUUACAAGUCGAGUAAUAGAUCGUUCAAUUAGACCGCUCUUUCCAGCUGGCUACUUUUAUGACACACAAGUCCUUUGUAAUCUGUUAGCAGUAGAUGGUGUUAAUGAACCUGAUGUCCUAGCAAUUAAUGGUGCUUCCGUAGCCCUCUCAUUAUCAGAUAUUCCUUGGAGUGGACCUGUUGGGGCAGUACGAAUAGGAAUGAUUGAUGGAGAAUGUGUUGUUAACCCAACACGAAAAGAAAUGUCUUCCAGUACUUUAAAUUUAGUGGUUGCUGGAGCACCUAAAAGUCAGAUUGUCAUGUUGGAAGCCUCUGCAGAGAACAUUUUACAGCAGGACUUUUGCCACGCUAUCAAAGUGGGAGUAAAAUAUACACAACAAAUAAUUCAGGGCAUCCAGCAAUUGGUAAAAGAAAUUGGUGUUACCAAGAGGACACCCCAGAAGUUAUUUAUCCCUUCACCAGAGAUUGUGAAACACACUCAUAAACUCGCUAUGGAAAGACUCUAUGCAGUUUUUACAGAUUAUGAACAUGAUAAAAUUUCUAGAGAUGAAACUGUUAACAAGAUAAGAUUAGAUACAGAGGAACAACUAAAAGAAAAAUUUCCAGAGGUUGAUCCAUAUGAAAUAAUAGAAUCCUUCAAUGUUGUUGCAAAGGAGGUUUUUAGAAGUAUUAUUUUGAAUGAAUACAAAAGGUGUGAUGGUCGAGAUUUGACUUCACUUAGGGACAUAAAUUGUGAGGUAGAUAUGUUUAAAAUUCUUCAUGGAUCAGCAUUAUUUCAAAGGGGACAAACACAGGUGCUUUGUACUGUUACAUUUGAUUCCUUAGAAUCCAGUAUUAAGUCAGACCGAAUUAUAACAGCUAUAAAUGGAAUAAAAGAUAAAAACUUUAUGCUGCACUAUGAGUUUCCUCCUUAUGCAACAAAUGAAAUUGGCAAAGUCACUGGUGUAAACAGAAGGGAACUUGGGCAUGGUGCUCUUGCUGAAAAAGCUUUGUAUCCUGUUAUUCCCAAAGAUUUUCCUUUCACCAUAAGAGUCACAUCUGAAGUCCUAGAGUCAAAUGGAUCAUCUUCUAUGGCAUCUGCAUGUGGUGGAAGUUUAGCAUUAAUGGAUGCAGGAGUUCCAAUUUCAUCUGCUGUCGCAGGUGUGGCAAUAGGAUUGGUCACCAAAAACAAUCCCGACAAGGGUGAAAUAGAAGAUUAUCGUUUGCUGACAGAUAUUCUGGGAAUUGAAGAUUACAAUGGUGAUAUGGAUUUCAAAAUAGCUGGCACUAAUAAGGGAAUAACUGCAUUACAGGCUGAUAUUAAAUUACCUGGAAUACCAAUAAAAAUUGUAAUGGAGGCCAUUCAACAAGCCUCAGUGGCAAAGAAGGAGAUAUUACAGAUUAUGAACAGAACUAUUUCAAAACCUCGAGCAUUUAGAAAAGAAAAUGGACCUGUUGUAGAAACCAUUCAGGUUCCAUUAUCAAAACGAGCAAAAUUUGUUGGACCAGGUGGAUAUCAUUUAAAAAAGCUUCAGGCUGAAACAGGUGUAACUGUUAGUCAGGUGGAUGAAGAAACAUUUUCUGUAUUUGCACCAACACCCAGUGCUAUGCAUGAAGCAAGAGACUUCAUUACCGAAAUCUGCAAAGAUGAUCAAGAGCAGCAAUUAGAAUUUGGAGCAGUGUAUACCGCUACAAUAACUGAAAUCAGAGACACUGGAGUAAUGGUUAAACUAUAUCCAAAUAUGACUGCAGUACUACUUCAUAACACACAACUUGAUCAACGAAAGAUUAAGCAUCCCACUGCCCUAGGAUUAGAAGUUGGCCAAGAAAUUCAGGUGAAAUACUUUGGGCGUGAUCCGGCUGAUGGAAGAAUGAGGCUUUCUCGUAAAGUGCUCCAGUCUCCAGCUACAACUGUUGUCAAAACUCUAAAUGACAGAAGCAGUAUUGUAAUGGGAGAAUCUGCUUCACAGUCAUCAUCUAAUUCUUCCCGGUGAUUUUUUUUUUUAAAGAGAAUUCUAAAGUGAUAUUCUGCAGAGCAAAAUUUCAGUAGUAUCUUCUAAUGUAUAGAUUUAUAUAUAGUAUAAAUAUAUUCUAAUGAUUUGUAUUAAAAUGUUCAUUUUACGUGGGCCAUUUUUUAUUUCAAGAGUUACCUAUUAUUCUAUUUACAUUAUAAAUCAAAUAUUUAUUAUCAAAAGUAAACCAUUUAUACAUCUUAGAAAAGAUUAUCCUUUAGUUCCUGUAAUUCUGAAAUAUCUGGAAAACUUAGAAAUAAUAGAUUACACUUGCUACUAUAAUGGAUAUCUUCCUACAUAUCUUAUUUUUCUUCUUUAUAUGCAGUAGUGAGUGUAUUCUUAUUCGUCUUAUGGCUUACCUUUUUGCCCAACAGCUUUACUUGCCUACGACUAUUUCACAAAGUGGAACUUGCCAUAUUCAAAGUCAGUGCCUAUUUCUUUAGUACACUCACUAGAUAUAGUAAGGAGUUGAGGGAGCUAAUUUGAUCUGUUUUUAAUGAUAUACCACCUUUCAAAUUGGUCACAAAACCAUAAACAUAGUAGAGCAAAUAUUAUAAAUGUGAUCCUAACUAGAAUGAGGUAGUAUGGUUUUCAAACUCAAAAAAAUUAUUUACUCAUCAAAUAGAAGUAGGUCAUUUUUUGAGUGCAUAUGUUGCUAAUGUAUGGAUGUUCUUGGUAUAAGGGAUGGAGGAAUCAUGAUUUUCAGUUAAAAAUGUUUGAAACAGUCAUGUAUAGAGGCUAUUAAUACA
Molecule: messenger RNA, 3328 nt
Organism: Ceratotherium simum simum (southern white rhinoceros)
Lineage: Eukaryota; Metazoa; Chordata; Mammalia; Perissodactyla; Rhinocerotidae
Gene: PNPT1
Product: polyribonucleotide nucleotidyltransferase 1
Biological process (GO): mitochondrial mRNA catabolic process; mitochondrial RNA 3'-end processing
Cellular component (GO): cytosol; mitochondrion
Molecular function (GO): RNA binding; 3'-5'-RNA exonuclease activity; polyribonucleotide nucleotidyltransferase activity
Source: RefSeq, a predicted model, not a curated record